Molecule: messenger RNA, 1268 nt
Organism: Physcomitrium patens
Lineage: Eukaryota; Viridiplantae; Streptophyta; Bryopsida; Funariales; Funariaceae
Product: small ribosomal subunit protein eS1y
Biological process (GO): translation
Cellular component (GO): ribosome
Molecular function (GO): structural constituent of ribosome
Source: RefSeq, a predicted model, not a curated record
UUAGGGUUAGGAAGAGAGAGAGAGAGAGAGAGCAGUGAAGGAAGGGCUAUGGUGAGGGAGGGAGUGUGGCGGAUGAUGCUGCUGCAGUAGUAGUGCUCUUCUUUUCUCAAUCACUCCUACUCCGCUCCCUCGGAGCUUCUGCUGCUGCUGUUGCUGGAAUUCCUCUUUGGCAGCCAUGGCCGUGGGGAAGAACAAGCGCAUUUCCAAGGGGAAGAAGGGAGGCAAGAAGAAAAUUGUCGAUCCCUUCUCCAAGAAGGAUUGGUAUGACAUCAAGGCACCCAAUACUUUCACUCAAAAGAACUUGGGAAAGACUCUCGUGACCAGGACCGCGGGAACGAAGAUUGCCUCCGAUGGGUUGAAGGGACGCGUGUUCGAGGUCUCGUUAGCCGACUUGCAGAAUGAUGAAGACCAGGCUUUCCGCAAAAUCAAGCUAAGGGCGGAGGACGUGCAGGGCAAGAACGUUCUUACCAACUUCUGGGGAAUGGACCUCACAACCGACAAGCUGCGGUCUCUGGUUCGCAAGUGGCAGAGUUUAAUCGAAGCUCACGUUGAUGUGAAGACCACUGACAACUACCAGAUCCGCAUGUUCUGCAUUGCAUUCACCAAGAAGAGGCCAAACCAGAUCAAGAAAACUUGCUACGCGCAAUCGAGCCAGAUUCGACAGAUUAGACGCAAGAUGAGAGAAAUUAUGGUGCGUGAAGCUCAGUCUUGUGAUUUGAAAGAGUUGGUUGCGAAGUUCAUACCUGAGGUGAUUGGAAAGGAGAUUGAGAAAGCAACGCAGGGUAUUUACCCACUUCAAAACACUUUCAUCAGGAAAGUGAAGAUUCUGAAGGCUCCCAAGUUCGACCUUAUGAAGUUGAUGGAGGUCCACGGAGACUACAGUGAGGAAGUCGGUGCCAAGAUCGAGCGUCCAGUUGGAGAUGAAGCAGAGCCUGUCGCUGAGGCAGCUCCUGUCCCUGGAGCUUAGGUUUCAGUUUUGGUCGUGUUCUUGGAUGAGAUUGAUUGGCUCGGUGCCGACUCUGUGGAGAAGUGGCACCACACGAAGUGGUAGAAUCAUUGUUGAAUACGGAUAGAGUAGCAUUUUGAAAGCGUUUUUAAUGACAGUAUUUGAGAAUGUUGAGCUGUGUGCUAUGGACGUGUUUUUCGUAUUUCUCUGCGUUGUCUGCAUAUGACUGUUCUGGAAUAGCGGCUACGAAACAUCAAAUUCUUCAGCAUUCUUACUUGCAUCCUUCUAUUCUUAAUUGGAAAGUAAACUAAUUUCCAACGAC